This is a messenger RNA of Soboliphyme baturini, 336 nucleotides long. The record is from the annotation of a GenBank genome assembly. Lineage: Eukaryota; Metazoa; Nematoda; Enoplea; Dioctophymatida; Soboliphymatidae.
AUGGAACCUGGAUCAGUUUUAGUGGAAGAUGCAGACAAUGGGUGGAAAUUGGUUGAUGAAGUGUUUCGUCUGAUUAAAUCGAAGCUGCCGUUUGAUCUACAAAAGACUCAGCCAGUUGUUGAAUUCAGACAAGCUGCUGAACUUCAGAAAAUUUUGGAAGUUACCCUCGACGACGAGAAGGUUUCGUUCGAGCAGCUGAUUGAACUCUGCAGCCGAGUAAUCCGCUUCAGCGUAAAAACAGGACAUCCGUUUUUCCGCAAUCAGUUGUACGCUGGCGCUGAUCCUUACGGCUUGGCGGCUUCUUUCAUGAUCGAGGCAUUGAAUACGAACUUGUAA